GAUUUUCGGAAUGGCCAACGUAAUUAUGCAGAAUGUUCGUCGGCAGCAUGCAAGCACGAACACAAUUUAUCAUGCGUUGUAUGGCCAUUUUUAUCUUGGCAUUUCAAAAAUCAUGCUGGCUAAAAUCUAUGGCAAGGCCUUAUCAACGAUCUGCGAAUGGUUCAAAAAAUUCAGUUCAACUGGCGGCGUUAAUCGCAAGAAACGGGACCAGGUGUACAAAAAGUUUAGAGCAGCAAUGAGAGCUUGGAUUGUCGAACUUUACAGCCGUAGCCCGAUUUUGUUUCUGGACGAGGCGCAAGAAUUGUUCCAGCGCAAAUUUAAAAUGUCAAUCAGCACAUCAUCUAUUUGCACUAUUCUGCACGAAGCCGGGAUGUCAUGGAAGACUAUCGAAAGAAGAGCGAUCCAGAUCCGGGAUGACGAAAUUGUGCGAUACGUGAGGGAGCUGCUGUCUAUUCCCUGGGAUCUGUUCAACUUGGUCUUUCUCGACGAAGUCAGUUUUGAUAACCGUGAUAUGCUUCGUACGAAAGGCUACGGAAUUGUUGGCGAGAAGGUUAUUUUCCGAGGGGAGUUUUGCCGAAAACCCCGAGCAUCAUUAUUGUGUUUCCUUGGCUCCGGUGGAGUUCUGGAAAGCUUCUGGACCGAGGGCACUUUCACGCGGGCAAAGUUUUUUCAGUGCUGCCGUGAUUUUGCCCUCAAGAACAAGAAGGUCCAAUGCUAUCCAGGAUUUCAUUCCGUCUGGAUCUUGGACGGGGCCAAGAUCCACUGCGAUCAACAUAUAGUGAAGUACCUCAGGACGAUUGGCAUUUUGCCAAUAUUCCUCCCGGCCUACUGUCCGUUCUUUAACCCGGUGGAGAUUGUGUUCGGGUUGAUUAAACGGGAUUUACAGCGAAACCAUCGACACAACGAACCCGUGAUGCACGAAAUUCUUGACGCGAUCAAUCGGUUCCGAAUUUAUCCGUGCGUAAAACUGUUCGAGCACUGUGGAUACUAUGCUGGAGGAACUUUCUUGCCGGAAAAGGGUUUGGAACAGAACCCGAAGAAAUUCGGCUUGAAUGUUUUGCCAUAAUUGAUGCGAAUAAUAAACAUACGACCUAGCAUACGACU
This is a messenger RNA of Culex quinquefasciatus (southern house mosquito), 1104 nucleotides long. RefSeq lists its product as uncharacterized. NCBI's taxonomy places the organism in Eukaryota, Metazoa, Arthropoda, Insecta, Diptera, Culicidae. The record is from RefSeq and is a predicted model, not a curated record. The transcript is spliced from 2 exons. The coding region runs from base 11 to 1066 and encodes 351 amino acids. Gene Ontology annotation, molecular function: nucleic acid binding.